Messenger RNA from Cuscuta campestris, 3963 nucleotides. Lineage: Eukaryota; Viridiplantae; Streptophyta; Magnoliopsida; Solanales; Convolvulaceae. The record is from the annotation of a GenBank genome assembly.
AAGAAACUAAUAAACACUCAAGACAUGGCGCAUAUCUUUAGCUUAGAAGCGACCUAUAGCGUCUUCAUCAAUGAUCAAACGGUCACAAGAGGGAGAGAGAAAAGAAGAAUUUCUCUCUUCUCUUUUCUCUCUCUGAAUAUAUGUGAGGCUCAGGCCUUCUCAUCUGGCUUUCUUUCCUUCCCAUCUCGCGUUUCCGAACCUCCAAGCAGACAUCGAAGAAGGAACAAAAAAACCCACUUCUUCAAACCCCUCUUCCCUCUCAUUUAUCAACAAAACAUACCCGAAAUCGAGUUUGAACAACGCAAGAAACCGGAUUGAUUCUUUCUCCCAUUGUUUCUGAUAAUAUAAUCGCUGUAUAUUUUUUAUUUAGUUUGAACGCUCUUAACUGAGAUCUUGUCCUUCCUACAAUGAUCUUCGCUUUGUAGCGGACAAGGGUUCUUCAAUCGGAUCAGAAUUUUCACUGAGUUAGGGUUUUGAUCUGCAAUUUGAACUUGCCCGUUUACUUCAUAUUGCUGGCUGGUGCCUAGUGGGGUUUCAUCUCUCACAAUAUCAUUGACGGAUCGCCCUAUUAAUGGGCAUGGAAGAAGACUGUAGGUACCAGUAGAAUUGUGCAGAGGGAGUGAAGAGAAAAGGAAUAAAGUUGAGAACACUUUGAAGAUUUUAUAGCAGUGAAUUAUAGUGCUUUUUCUACUGUUGUCGGUGAGUGCCACGGGGAUUUGCUUUCCAUCUAGUUGUCAACAACACUGUUGGAGCUUCUUGUGCAUCUGGAGUGUAACUUAGUAGAGAGUGGCUCUGGUGGACGGAUUCAACGGAUAGUUAAAAUGGAGGCUUACUAAGCUCAAAAGGAAUGUGGGGUCAUGGUGCAUGGACAAGGAAAUAGUUUCUGGGGUGUUCCCUUGCUGGAACAUUGUUGUGAGAAAGUAACAGGAGGAUAUUCUUUUUCCAAAAGCACUCUUUUUGCUGUUUAUAAAUUUGUGUGCAAUGUCUCGCUGCUUUCCAUUUCCACCAGAAGGAUAUGAAAAGAAGCCCAAUUCAGAUGUUGCAGACUUGCUAAAAGAGGACGGAGGGAGUACGAUUAAUUCUAGCUUCUUUGGUUCACAUAGGACUCUUGUUGGGAUGAAGAGAGUAUCAUGUGAGGCCUACUCCCUUGAAGCACCAGCUGUGUGGGAUCCUGGAUCUUCUUCGUGUGCAGGAGAAUCUGAUAGGAAAGUUGAGCACGAUAAAAACUUCAUUAGUUCAGAGGAAAAGGGACACACUUUUGCAUUACAAUUCCAGCAUGGGCAGGAAGCCUCUAAAGGCACGGAUCUUGUUCGUGAGGCAGAAGAGGCAAAAUUUGUGCAGGAGCUGGGUAGGAGGAUCAGAAAUGAAGAAAAUGGAAAAGGGAUCCAGUUGGUGGGAAGAUUCCGUGGCGAGGGGAAUAAUGAUGAAAGGACGGACAGGGCUAUUGGGGUCAAGGUUUCUAGAAGUUUGGCUCAAGAUAAGGGAACUAACAUGGCGAAGAGUGGUGUUGAUUACAACAGGAAGACUUUUUGUGCAGCUGAACCUGAUAAGAAAUGUGAUCGUGAUAAAAACUUUAUUGGGCAGGAGACCAUUAAAGGCAAGGAUCUUGCUGGAGAGGCAGAGGAUGCAAAAUUUGUGCAGGAGCUGGGUAGGAGGAUCAGAAAUGAAGAAAAUGGAAAAGGAACCCAGUUGGCGGGAAGAUUCCUUGCUGAGAAUAACAAUGAACGGAUGGGCAGGGUUAUUGGUGUCAAGGUUUCUAGAAGUUCGUCUCAGGACACAGGAACUACCAUGGAUAGGAUUGGUGUUGAUAACAGGAAGAUGGAAUUUGUGGGUGUAAUCAAGAAUGGAUCUGGAUAUAGUGGUACUGCAGUGUCCUUUUCUAACAUCCCUGGGGCCAGCAAAUUUCAACUUGAAGGAAUGCCUAUGGCUGGUGUGGUCAAGGAGUCAAGGAAUUUUGUUGAAAAUAAGGAGACCUACAUGGAGAAGAGUUUUGAUUGCAGGAAGAUGGAUCCACGUGCAAUCCAAAAUGAAUCUAGACAUAGUGGAAAUGCAGUUCUCCCCAACAUCACUGAUGCCAGCAAAUUUCAACUCGAAGGAAUGCCUAUUGCUGGUGUUGUCAAGGAAUCAAGGAUUUUUGUUGAAAAUAAGGAGACCUACAUGGAGAAGGGUUUUGAUUCCAGGAAGAUGGAUCCAAUCCCAAAUGAAUCUAGACAUGGUGGAAAUGCAAAUCUCCCCAACAUCACAGGGCUCGACAAAAGUAUGCUUGAAGGAAUGCCCAGAACACUGGAAGAGAAUGAUAAUCAAAGGAAAGGGGAAAAAGAGAAGAAUAGAGAAAGAGGUGAUGAAAAAUUGGGAGACAAGAGCAAGGAUAAAGAUAGAGAUAAGAAAAGACACAAGAAAAGUAAAGACCGUGAAAAAGAGAAGAAAAAGGAGAAGUCAAAGCAGAAAAUUGAGCAUGAUAAACUCCUAGACAUUAGCAGCAAUCAAAUUUCAGAACUUUCAAGGGAUAACAAUGCUGGCUCCACUUUUGAUGUAAAUCUCAAAAAACGAAAACUGAUUACGAAUGGCUUGCUGUAUGAUGAUGAAGCUAGGCCUUCUAAAAUACCCAAGCCUGCCUCUCAUGAGCCAAUGCAGAACGGGAUCAAAGUUGAAACUCUCCGUGUUUCCUUCAAUUCAAAUAGGCUAGGUUCUUCUGAGCUUAAGGUGGUUAAUAAGGUGCCGAGGAUGAAUGGUACUGUACAUGGUCAGCCAUUGUCUAUUCCGAGACCAAAGCUUUCACCACCAGCCACUGGUGUUGGUCAAAUUGCUGAAACACCUAGGAAAUCUCCUCAAGGUGAUCCAACUGCAGAAACAUCUCGGAGAACCCUUCACGUUGAUCAAAUUUCUGAAACUCUUGGAAAACCUCCUCGCACUGAUCAAAUUGCUGAAAACCUUGGCAAACCUCCUUAUUAUGAUCAAUUUGCUGAAACUCUUGGCAAACCUCCUUAUCAUGAUCAAUUUGCUGAAACACUUGGGAAACCUCCUGAAGCUAAUCGAAUUGCUGAAACACCUGGGAAACCUCCUGAAGCUAAGCGAAUUGCUGAUACACUUUGGAAACCUCCUGAAGCUAAUCAAAUUGUUGAAACGCUUCGUAAACCUCCUGAAGCUGAUCAAAUUGCUGAAACACUUCGGAAACCUCCUGAAGCUGAUCGAAUUGCUGAAGCACUUUGUAAACCUCCAGAAGCUGAUCAAAUUGUUGAAGCUUCUAGAAAACCUCCCCGUGUUGAUCAAUCUGCUGAGACAUCCAAGAAGCUUCGUCAUCCGAAUUCAGUCGUUGAGUCAUCUAAGAAAUCCCCUCAUCCUGAUACCAAGUAUCUGAGCCAGAUACUCACUGUUCCCAAAAUUGAAGAGUUGAUUGACUGUGACGAUGAUGACAAUGAAUGGCUGUUUGGAACCAAAAAACCUUCGGUUAGAAAGCCAGGGGUGGGUCCCAAUGAGGAGCUGCAGGUAUGGUCUGAAGCUCGGCACUUAGAAUCUGCAGACAUUUAUGCUUUGCCAUACGUUAUUCCAUAUUGAAUGCUCGGGUUCAAUGGAAUCCUAUUAUUGGUGGGGAAAUCAGGAGGCUUGGACAAAGAAUAUACGGUGGGAACUCGGCGGGUUGAACUGUUUUUGCUUGUGUUCUUGAAUGUUUGGGGGGGGAUUAUGCCCUAUAAAAAAAGAACACCAAAUUCAUUGAAAGAGGGGGUUUUCCCCAAAGCCCACCAUGGUUGUGUGACGUCAUACGUCAUAGUGUGUGUGCACUAACUAAUAUCCACAAUGUGUCACGUAAAGCUUAUUCCAUUAGUGUAAAGCUCAGAGGCUUCUUUCUAAUCUGAGUGUGAGAGAAAGUUGAGCUUGUGGUCUUUACACCUCCAAAAAUUUUGAUUUGUAACAUAGAGCUUUUAUAGAUGUAAAAUAGAGGGAAAAUGAAAGCAUGAUUUCAAU